GUUUAAAUGGCCAACAGAGAAUAUGAUUAUUUGUUCAAAUUAGUUAUAAUAGGUAAUAGUGGAGUUGGAAAGUCUGCUCUUUUAUUAAGAUUUGCUGAUGAUACUUUUAGUGAAAACUAUAUAACAACAAUUGGAGUUGAUUUUAGAUUCAAAACAUUAAAAGUAGAUAAUAAAGGUUUAAAAUUAUAAAUUUGGGAUACUGCUGGAUAAGAGAGAUUUAGAACAAUUACUAAUGCUUAUUAUAAAGGAGCUGAUGCGUACCUAAUUUAUAAUUCAAUCAUAGAAUUGUUAUUGUUUAUGACACAACAUGUUAGUAAUCAUUUGAUGAUAUUGAAAAAUUUUGGUUGAAUGAAAUUGAGAGUUAUGCUGAAAAAAAUGCAGAACUUUUAUUAUUAGGAAAUAAAUCAGAUUUAAAUACAAAAUAGGUUUAAAGUGAAAGAGUUCAAGAGUAUGCUUAAAAAAGAAAUAUGAUGUUCUUUGAAACAAGUGCUAAGACUGCUGAUGGAGUUGAGGAAGCCUUUAAAAAAAUUGCAAUUAAAUUAAUGGCUAAAAGAGAUAAACAAGUUUAAGAUAAAAAAGAUAGAAGAAAAUAAUAAAAAGUAUUUUAUUUAAAAUAUUUAGUAAACAUCAUAAUAAAAGGAAAAUAGUUCCUAUGUAGAAAAUAAAUAAGAAGAUAAAUAACAAAAUGUUAAUUUAUGGUAAAAAAAAAGUGAUGAAAAGGCUAAAGAAAGUUAAUAAUGUUAAUGUUGA
Molecule: messenger RNA, 750 nt
Organism: Paramecium primaurelia
Lineage: Eukaryota; Ciliophora; Oligohymenophorea; Peniculida; Parameciidae
Source: the annotation of a GenBank genome assembly